GGCACAGGGCCUAAUAACAGUCAGCUUGGAGAACAAGUUUGCAGACUUGUGUUGAUGAGCUGGCAGCGCGGAGGAGCGGCACACCGACACCUGCUAGCAACUUCUUCUUGUUUGUUUCACGGUUGUUUGCUUUUUGUCCACCUUCUUCCACGGAGACUUUGACUUUCCGCGCUCUUCGGUGAACUUUUAGCUCCCGUCGCCUCGCCAGAGAAUGUACAACAUGAUGGAAACGGAGAUCAAGUCCCCUCUCCCGCAGCCCAACCCGGGCUCGGGGGGUCCGGGAUCCAAGGGGAGCGGCGUGAGCGACCAGGAGCGCGUCAAGCGGCCCAUGAACGCUUUCAUGGUGUGGUCCCGCGGCCAGCGCCGGAAGAUGGCCCAGGAGAACCCCAAGAUGCACAACUCGGAGAUCAGCAAGCGGCUCGGCGCCGACUGGAAGCUGCUGACGGACGCCGAGAAGCGGCCCUUCAUCGACGAGGCCAAGCGUCUGCGCGCCAUGCACAUGAAGGAGCACCCGGACUACAAGUACCGCCCCCGCAGGAAGACCAAGACCUUGCUCAAGAAAGACAAGUACUCGUUGCCCGGCGGGCUGCUGGCUCCGGGCGGCAACGCGGUCAGCAACCCGGUGCAGGUGGGUCAGAGGAUGGACGGCUACGCGCACAUGAACGGCUGGACCAACUACUCCCUCAUGCAGGACCAGCUGGCCUACCCGCAGCACCACGGCAUGAGCGGCCCGCAGAUCCAGCAGAUGCACCGCUACGAGAUGGCGGGGCUCCAGUACCCCAUGAUGUCCACGGCGCAGACCUACAUGAACGCGGCCUCCACGUACAGCAUGUCUCCGGCGGCGUACACGCAGCAGGCGGCCGUCGGUGCCGGCACCGGCGGAGGCGGGGGCGGUGCCGGGCCCAUGGGCCUGGGCUCCAUGUGCAAGAGCGAGCCCAGCUCGCCGCCGCCCGCCAUCACGUCGCACUCCCAGCGGGCCUGCUUGGGGGACCUGAGGGACAUGAUCAGCAUGUACCUGCCCCCCGGCGGGGACAGCGCGGAGCACUCGUCCCUGCAGGGGAGCCGGUUACACAGCGUGCACCCCCACUACCAGAGCGCGGGGACGGGCGUCAAUGGGACCCUACCUCUCACCCACAUCUGACAGCGUAAGAAAAAAACAAAACAAAAACAACUCAAAGACCUUUCAAAAUUAAAAAAAAAGUACUCGGAUACUUGAACUUUUUUGGUUGCGUAAAGCAAGAAUCUCCACAAGCGGUUUUAUCGCAAUACGUGUUGUUGUGGGCCGAGACUGAAGGUUGAGUCCAGCACAGGAAAAGUUGCGUGUUGAGAUGACGACUGCAAGCAACCAAAGUCGUGUUGGACUUCUGCCGAUGAAAUAUGACGCCAUGUUUCAUUUCACUCGCUUCAUAAAUGUUUACACUUGAUUUGUAGGAUGGAGUCUUCAUGGAGUCCAAACUUGUAGACCCUCUUUCACACCCCCCUCCUUUUUCGUUAGCUUGAAAUGAAAUAUUAAGACUGUGCGGGUCGCAAACGCAAGUUUUAUUUAUAGUUUUCCUUCCUUUCUUUUAGUUUUUUUUUGUCAUGUGGGAAAAAAUGUUCACUUUUUUUUGGUUUUGUAAAAUUCUGUGCUGUUUUUUUUUGGUUUGUUUUUGACAGUGUCUCGUGGACGCGUUCUUCUGAGCUGGAAAGAAAAGGUUUUAUUUAAAAGGACGUUUCUACGUAUUUUAAGACCAUCCUCUAUUCUUAAAUGCUGAAUAAAUUUGUAAGAAACUAAACACAUCUGAGACUU
Molecule: messenger RNA, 1789 nt
Organism: Dunckerocampus dactyliophorus (ringed pipefish)
Lineage: Eukaryota; Metazoa; Chordata; Actinopteri; Syngnathiformes; Syngnathidae
Gene: sox3
Product: SRY-box transcription factor 3
Exons: 1
Coding region: 212-1141 (309 amino acids)
Biological process (GO): anatomical structure morphogenesis; regulation of DNA-templated transcription; cell differentiation
Molecular function (GO): DNA-binding transcription factor activity, RNA polymerase II-specific; RNA polymerase II cis-regulatory region sequence-specific DNA binding
Source: RefSeq, a predicted model, not a curated record